CAGCGCACUUCACAUGCUAAUUGAACCUCGUCUUAACUCCCUCUAUAAUUACUAUUUUUUCUUGUUAACAGUUUUCUAAAAGCAAAAUGUCCGCCCAGGCUGAGCCUCAGGAGCAGGAGGAGUUUGAUAAAUUCUUCACCGUGUUUGACGGCUCCUCUCCGGAGGAUGUGUCCCACGCCCGGCAGCUGUGGAGCUCGCUGUCCCUCCUGCCGCCGCUGGAGUCCCGGCUGGUGUCCGCAGACAUCCAUCAGAGACUGCCGGUGUCCCGGCCGCAGCGGAGCAGCAGCAGCACCGGUCCCAGACAGUCCGCCCCGGAGCCGCCGAGUAUCCCUGCUCUCCGGCAGAGACGGGAGGAGAGACAGCGGUAUGUAGCCAUGGCCGACCAGAGGAGGGAGAUCCUGGCUCUGCUGAGGAGGCAGAGGGAGCAGAGGAUCCAGAAGGAGCUGCUCUCUGUGGCCUUUAAACCGAAGGUGAAGCUCGGUAGAGAAAAAAUGGUGAAGCUGCACGAACCUUCAGACUCUGAGAUGGACGAGGAGCUGGUGAAGCAGCUGCAAUGAAAGGACUGAGAUUAAGUGACAGUGUUUAUCUAAAAAGGAGUUGUGAAGUUUUUACAACUCUUAAAUGCUUAUUGACCUGUAUGCUUUAAAGCAGAUUAAGGAGAAACUGUGAAGUCUGGUCUUGAGGCAAAUUUCAAAAUACACAGUGUACCACAAAGUUCCUCCUGCAUAUUUUAUCUGUUAUGUGGAUUGGAAAUGAUCAAGUAAAUACUGUGGCACUAUUUAUUUUUGUGCGCAUUGUUGAGUGACACUGUUAAUAACAGGCUGAUGUUCAGCAGGUGUAAUGUUUUCCAUGCCAACAUGCUUUGAUUAACAUUUGCUAAUUAGCUCUGAACACAAACUUGAGGCUGAUGGGAAUUGGACAAAUUAGAAUUUUCCAUCU
This is a messenger RNA of Epinephelus lanceolatus (giant grouper), 939 nucleotides long. The record is from RefSeq and is a predicted model, not a curated record. NCBI's taxonomy places the organism in Eukaryota, Metazoa, Chordata, Actinopteri, Perciformes, Serranidae.